Messenger RNA from Alternaria metachromatica, 186 nucleotides. RefSeq lists its product as uncharacterized. The transcript is spliced from 2 exons. The record is from RefSeq and is a predicted model, not a curated record. Lineage: Eukaryota; Fungi; Ascomycota; Dothideomycetes; Pleosporales; Pleosporaceae. The coding region runs from base 1 to 186 and encodes 61 amino acids.
AUGAAACGAGCGAUUAAUUGGGUCAAGGGCUUCCGCAUGACCGUUGGUAACCCGUCAACAAACACACUCAACGGCACAAAGAAGGGCCUGGCAUACACGUGCUUGCAAACCAUCCUCACUAGAGGUUAUGAGACUCCUGACUUCCCUAAAGAGCCCUGCCCUGCCGGUAUCAUGGCGAUUCAGUAA